UGGUUAGACCCGAUAUGCGGAUAGCCGGGCAAUCGAUGUCACAAAUAACUGGUGUUAAGAAACCAUUGAGUCAUACGAAUAGUUUGACAAAAUUGCCAAAACAUGGCGUCGAAACACCUCAUGAGGAUGAACUGGACAAAUACUACGAAGAGAUCGACAAAUGGGGUUUAGAUAUGUUUAAGAUCGCUGAAUGCGCUAAUAAACACCCACUUACUUCUAUUAUGUACACUAUUUUUAAAGCACGUGAUUUAAUAAAGACAUUCAAAAUUCCUUCGAAGAAAUUCAUAAAUUUUAUGAUAACUUUGGAAGAACACUACCUCGACGUUCCCUAUCAUAAUUGUCUACACGCGGCCGAUGUCGUCCAGUCCGUUCACGUCCUACUCUUAUCGCCGGCACUUGACUCUGUUUUCACUGAUUUGGAAAUCCUAACGGCGCUGUUUGCUGCGGCCAUCCACGACGUGGACCACCCGGGAGUGACCAAUCAAUACCUGAUUAACUCGAGCUCAGAGUUGGCGCUCAUGUAUAACGACGAGUCGGUGCUGGAGAACCACUCGUUGGCGGUUGCCUUCAAAGUGCUCCAACAGGAAGAGACCGAUAUUUUCGUCAAUUUGAGUAAAAAGCAGAGACAAACACUGCGAAAGAUGACUAUUGAUAUGGUCUUAGCGACUGAUAUGUCGAAACACAUGAGCUUAUUAGCAGAUCUCAAGACUAUGGUUGAGACAAAGAAAGUGGCCGGAAGUGGAGUACUCCUACUCGACAACUACACCGAACGGAUACAAGUGCUUCAAAAUAUGCUGCAUUGCGCCGACUUAAGUAACCCAACCAAACAACUCGAGAUAUAUAAGCAAUGGUGUGAACUCGUGAUGGAGGAGUUCUUCCAACAGGGAGACAAAGAAAGGUCUCUCGGACUCGACAUCAGCCCCAUGUGUGACAGAUAUAACGCCACUAUCGAGAAGUCUCAGGUUGGAUUUAUCGAUUAUAUUGUUCACCCGCUAUGGGAGACGUGGGGUGACCUGGUACAUCCGGACGCUCAAGAGAUACUGGACACGUUAGAGGACAACCGUGAUUGGUACCACAGUAUGAUUCCCAUGAGUCCGACCGCUCAAGAACUCAGUGCACAGGAGGCGGAGGGUGUGGGACCCGUACGUGACUUAGCGGCCGCCGCAGAGAAAAUCAAAUUUCAGAUCACUUUGGAAGAGCCCGAAGACGAAGAGGAAUACGAAGAGUCUGCGGAACAGUUAGAGUAGACGUGAUUUGUCGGCCAGUUUUAGGAGAAAAUUGAUUUAUUUUUUAAUUGGACGCGAAUUUGAUAUUCAAAUUGAAUGCAAACCACACGACAUACAUGUGCUGAGAGGCUGGGAUUGAGUGCAAUGAACUAAUUGGAC
This is a messenger RNA of Oppiella nova, 1385 nucleotides long. NCBI's taxonomy places the organism in Eukaryota, Metazoa, Arthropoda, Arachnida, Sarcoptiformes, Oppiidae. The record is from the annotation of a GenBank genome assembly.